GAUAUCGGGUAUAAGAGUGGCAAAGGGACGAGUGGAUCGGCCGGAGGGGGUGUGAUGCAGCACGCAAUGGGUAAUCCGGGAGUGGUGCUCGGCAUGGGACUGACUGCGUUGGCAUUGCUGGGCAUGAUGAGGUCGUCGUUCCUCGGCGAUAAGCUCCAAGCGCAGAAAUAUAUGCGGUCGGGGUAUUUUCGAGGUGCGUUUGAGACGGUACCUUAG
Molecule: messenger RNA, 216 nt
Organism: Anisakis simplex (herring worm)
Lineage: Eukaryota; Metazoa; Nematoda; Chromadorea; Rhabditida; Anisakidae
Source: the annotation of a GenBank genome assembly